AUGGCCACUGCUGCGUUGCCAAAUGAUGAUUUUCACACAAAUACCAAUGAUAAGUCUCUGGAAAUAUUCUCACUUAUUUGGCUCGAUUCAAAUGUAAACGUUAAAGACACUCGAGAAACAGAAGUAAAAUUACGUUCUAUCAUUAAUCAUAUUAAGAAAUUUCAAGAUAUAAAACAAUGUCAACAAUAUAUUGAACAAACAUCACAAAAAGAUCGAUUAGUAAUUAUCGUUAGUGGUCGAUUAGGACAAGAAAUAGUACCACACAUUCAUCAACUUCGACAAGUUAUAUCAAUUUAUGUCUAUUGUAUGGAUAAGAAGAAUAAUGAACAAUGGGCUCUGAAAUUUUCAAAAGUCAAGUCUGUUGUUAUUGAUCUUGAUGAACUUGUCUCUCAAAUGAAAGUAGAUCAUAAAAUUCAGAAAAAGGUAGAAGAACCAUUACCAAUUUAUACUUUUACAACAAGUGUUGAUGCAGGGAAAUCAACAACAGGAGUUAAUGGACAAUUUGUUUUUUUUCAAAUUCUCAUUGAUUGUCUUUUACGAUUAAAAUCUAAUGAAAUUGACAGAAAUGAACUUUUUAAUUGUUGUCAAAAUGAAUAUGCAGGUAAUCUUACUGAACUAAACAAUCUUCAUGAAUUUGAAGAAGAAUAUUCCCCUAAUAAAGUGUUGUGGUGGUACACAAGAGAAACAUUCUUUUAUAAAACUCUUAAUGCAGCUUUACGUACACAAAAUAUUCAUAUGAUUUUUUUAUUUCGAUCAUUUAUUUAUGAUAUUUAUCGUCAACUGCAAAAAUCUCAAUCUAAACAUCCUUUGGAAGUUUAUCGAAGUCAACUAAUGUCGAUCGAUGAGUUAGAUGGUCUUAAAAAUAAUACUGGCCAGUUUAUCUCUAUAAAUUCAAUGUUUUCCACUAGCAAACAACGUACAACAGCUCUUUUCCUCCUAGGUGAUAUAACUACAAAGAGUGAUUUAGAACGAGUAUUAUUUGAAAUUGAUGCUGAUCCUAAAUCGGUCACUACAAAACCAUUUGCUGAUAUUAGUGAACAUAGUUAUUUUCCAGAUGAAUCAGAAGUUCUCUUUAUGAUUGGUUCCAUUUUUCGUCUUAAUAAUAUUAAUCGUAAUGAUGAUCAAAUAUGGAUCAUUAAAAUGACUUUAUGUAAUGAUGAUGAACAUGAUUUAAAACAAGUUCUUAUGUAUAUGAAAGAGCAAAUCGAAAGUGGUGAAGUGAAUCUUCGAAUAUUAGGAAAUAUAUUAUGGGAAAUGGGUAAAUUUGAUUUAGCUGAAAAAUAUUUUACUCGUUCAUUGAAACAACUUCCAUCGAAUGAUCCAUUACAUAUCAGUUUAUAUGAGGAUCUUGGUAAACUGGCAUCACAGAGAGGUGAUUAUGAUAUGAGUAUGAAAUGGCGUCAAAAGUUACUUACAUUCAGAGAGGAAAAUCCAUUAGCUACUAAUGUUAAUGUUAAUAAAACAAACGGUUCUAUUAGUAAAUUUAAUCGUCAAAAACUAUUCGUAUCCAAAAAGCCACAUCAAUUAACUAUCCAUCCCAAUAUUAAUAAAACAAACAAUUCUAUCAGACAAUCCACUCUUGUCAAUCAUAUUAAUAUCAACACCAAAUGGAAACAACAUGGAAUUAAUAUUGCUGGAGGAAAUGGAAAAGGCAAUCAACUAAAUCAAUUGUCUUAUCCUUAUGCCAUCUAUGUUGAUGAUGAUCAUCAAACUAUUUAUAUUGCUGAUCAUAGUAAUCAUCGUAUUGUUGAAUGGAAAUAUGGAGCACAGAAUGGUCAAGUUGUUGCAGGUGGAAAUGGAAAAGGAAAUCAAAGUGAUCAAUUGAAUUAUCCAAGAGAUGUGAUUGUUGAUAAAAAGAAUGAUUCUCUCAUCAUUUGUGAUGGUGGAAACAGACGAGUUGUACGAUGGUCUCUUCAAAAUGGUACAAAUGGAGAAACAAUAAUUUCUGACAUUAACUGCCGAGGUUUGAGAAUGGAUAAGAAUGGAGAUCUUUAUGUCUCUGAUUGGAAGAAGAAUGAAGUGAAACGAUGGAAACAAGGAGAGAGAAAAGGAAUAACAGUAGCAGGUGGAAUUAGAAAUGGGAAUCACCUCAAUCAACUCAAUUGGCCUACUUAUAUUUUUGUUGAUGAAGAUCGUUCACUUUAUGUAUCGGAUACAAACAAUCAUUGUGUAAUAAAAUGGAUGAAAGAUGCAAAAGAAGGUAUUGUUGUUGCUGGUGGAAAUGAUCAAGGAAAUAGUUUGACACAAUUGUCUACUCCUCGAGGAGUGAUUGUCGAUCAUUUGGGUAAUGUUUAUGUGGCUGACGGUGGUAAUGAACGAGUAAUGCGUUGGUGUGAAGGAGAUGAAGAAGGUACUAUUGUUAUUGGUGGAAAUGGACAAGGAGAACAACCAAAUCAGUUCAAUUGUCCCAAAGGUUUAUCAUUCGAUGUUGAAGGUAAUCUGUAUGUUGUCGAUUGUGUCAAUCAUCGAAUACAAAAAUUUUAUAUUGAUUUAAAUUAA
This is a messenger RNA of Adineta steineri, 2499 nucleotides long. The record is from the annotation of a GenBank genome assembly. Lineage: Eukaryota; Metazoa; Rotifera; Eurotatoria; Adinetida; Adinetidae.